Scophthalmus maximus (turbot) is the source of this 1765-nucleotide messenger RNA. RefSeq names its product enolase 1b, (alpha) (gene eno1b). NCBI's taxonomy places the organism in Eukaryota, Metazoa, Chordata, Actinopteri, Pleuronectiformes, Scophthalmidae. Gene Ontology annotation, biological process: glycolytic process. Gene Ontology annotation, molecular function: phosphopyruvate hydratase activity; magnesium ion binding. The coding region runs from base 172 to 1476 and encodes 434 amino acids. The record is from RefSeq and is a predicted model, not a curated record. Gene Ontology annotation, cellular component: phosphopyruvate hydratase complex. The transcript is spliced from 12 exons.
GCAGCAACAUGGAGACAAAGCCUCUAACCUUCCGGGUAACUGUGAAGUGAGUAGGAGAAGAAGCUCUUCAGUCCAUUGACAGUUACACUCAACUCUUUCAACUUGUCUACGUUUAACAGCCAGGAUCUACAAAUAGUUCAACGUGUCUGUCUCAUCUCAAGGUCCUGCAACAUGUCUAUUGUCAAGAUCCACGCCCGAGAGAUCUUUGAUUCUCGUGGAAACCCCACUGUAGAGGUUGACCUUUACACUGACAAAGGCUUGUUUAGGGCCGCUGUACCAAGCGGAGCCUCUACUGGAAUCUAUGAAGCCUUGGAGCUCCGGGACAAUGACAAAUCACGCUACCUUGGGAAAGGAGUCUCAAAGGCUGUAGAACACAUCAAUUCAGCGAUUGCUCCUGCACUUGUUGACCAAGAUGUAUCCGUGGUCGAGCAAGAGAAGAUUGACCAAAUGAUGAUUGACCUGGACGGCACAGAGAACAAAUCCAAGUUUGGUGCAAAUGCCAUCCUGGGUGUGUCUCUGGCUGUUUGCAAAGCUGGUGCAGCAGAGAAAGGAGUCCCCCUGUAUCGUCACAUCGCUGACCUUGCUGGAAACGCUGAGGUCAUCUUGCCUGUGCCGGCCUUCAACGUGAUCAACGGUGGCUCUCACGCGGGCAACAAGCUCGCCAUGCAGGAAUUCAUGAUCCUGCCCAUUGGCGCCAGCACCUUCAAAGAGGCCAUGCGCAUUGGAGCCGAGGUCUACCACAAUCUCAAAAAUGUGAUCAAGAAGAAAUAUGGACAGGACGCGACCAAUGUGGGCGAUGAAGGUGGUUUUGCUCCAAACAUCUUGGCUAACCAGGAAGCUCUGGAGUUAGUGAAGGAGGCCAUUGCCAAAGCAGGAUAUACAGACGAGGUUGUGAUUGGCAUGGAUGUGGCAGCGUCUGAAUUCCACAGGGAGGGAAAAUACGACCUGGACUUCAAGUCUCCUGAUGACCCAAGCCGUUACAUCACACCCGACGAGCUGGCUGAUCUCUACAAGAGCUUUGUGAAGGAUUAUCCAGUGGUUUCCAUCGAGGAUCCCUUUGACCAGGACGACUGGACAGCCUGGACCAACUUCACUGAAAGCACAGAUAUCCAGGUUGUCGGAGACGAUCUGACCGUGACCAACCCCAGUCGCAUCAGCAAGGCUGUGGAGGAGAAUGCCUGCAACUGUCUGCUGCUGAAAGUCAAUCAGAUUGGCACAGUUACUGAGUCUAUGAGAGCCUGUAAGAUGGCGCAGGAGAGUGGCUGGGGUGUGAUGGUCAGCCAUCGCUCUGGUGAAACUGAGGACACCUUCAUUGCCGAUUUGGUGGUUGGCCUUUGCACUGGACAGAUCAAGACGGGGGCACCUUGUCGCUCUGAGCGUUUGGCCAAAUACAACCAGAUUCUUAGAAUUGAAGAGGAGUUGGGGGACAAGGCUCGUUUUGCUGGAAAAAACUUCAGAAAUCCAUUGAUAGAGUAAAUGGAUGAAGUGUUUACUUCACAUACAAAUGGAUUUACACAAAUGCAACACACUGUAUGUUGCAAUGAUAAAAAUGUAGACCUUCUGUAUUCAAUUGCUAUCUGUGGUUGAUAGAAAGAACAUAGUGUAGUUAAUGAAAUUGGGACACUUAACUUCAUCUGUAUUCUGAUUUGUUUUGCUAAGUGGACAUAAAAAAAUAGAUUGUUUUGACAUGACAAAUAUUUAUUUACAGCACUUACGAAUUUUCGUCACACUUGGAGAAACGGUUAAUAAAAAAGUUUAUUAGUGA